UUGUGCCCAGAAAUCUUCGAUCCGGUCUGCGGGCUCGACUGUAAUACUUACUCGAACGAUUGCAAGGCCAGCUGCUCCGCCGGGGGGCACCUGCUCAGCCUGGGAGGCACGGUUGGGUCGUGCGAGGAGGGAUGCUACGAGGAGUGCGGGUGCGCGACAACGGAUGCGACGACGCCAGCGCCAGAAGGUGUGCGCACCACGACUGUGACUCUAGAGCUGGAGUUGCCGGUGACGGGUGCGCCGAAGCCGACGCCAGAAGAUGUGCAUACUACUACGACUGGGCCGCCCGGCUGCCUCUGCCCCGAGAUCUACGAGCCGGUCUGCGGGCUCGACUGCCAGACCUACUCCAACGCCUGCUUCGCCGGCUGCUCCGCGGGCGGGCACGCGCUCAGCCCGGAGGGUACGGCUGGGCCGUGCGAGGAGGGGUGCUACGAGGCGUGCGGGUGUGUCAUCGGGCGGCCCUACAAGAUCGGCGGCGUGCCCGUCGCGGCCGCUGCUGCUGCCGCCCGCGGGGGCGCCGCCGCGGGCGGGGAGUGGGGCUCCCCGGGCGGCGCGGGCCGCUCGCCGCGCGCGGGGGGCCUCGCGGCGCGGCUGGCCGCGGAGGGCGCGCGCGCGGCCGGGGCGCUGCUGGGCCCGGAGGCGCUGGAGGAGCUGCUGGCGGUGGGCGGCAUCGCCUCGCUAUUGCGUCGCCCUACGAGGAGGAGCUGGAGCGCCUCGUGCGGCGGGCGGUGCAGGAGCUCUCCGCCGGCGCGGCGGCGCACGAGGAGCGCCUCGGCUGGCACGCGGCCGGGCUCAGCGAGCACGCCUCGGUGGGCUCCUUCGCCAGGCUCGCCCUGGAGCUCAUGGUGGCGGGCGCGCCGCCCCGGCUGGCGCGCCUCGCGGCCCGAGCGCAGGACGAGGAGGUGCUCCACGCUCACGUCAGCCUUGCGCUCGGCGGCGCGGGCGGGGGCGGAGAGAGGCUCGAGUUCCCCGAGCACGACCUGCAGCUUCGCCGCGACCUGGCGGCGCUGGGCGACGCGGCGGUCUCGGAGGGCCUGCAGGGCGAGGGCCGUGCGGCCCUCAAGCUGUUUGGCCAGGCGUCCGCGGCGCUGGCCGGCGGCCGCCCGGCGCUGGGGCGGCUGUGCUGGGCCAUGGGCCGCGACGAGGCGGGGCACGCGGAGCUGGCGGCGGAGACGCUGGAGUGGCUGCGGCGCGCCGCCGGGGCCACGCCGCCGGCGGUGGAGGUCGCGGGUGGUGGCGUGAGGGUGGUCGAGCUGCGGCAGGUCGAGGCGGUGAUGUGAUGUGUGCUGAGGUCUGGCAGCAUUCGGUGCCCCAGAAGCCAGGACUUUGCAAUGAUGUUGCCCGAUUCUGAGGAAGACCUCGACCAAUGGACGCUGUUUCGACCCGGAGCUGCAGUUUUAGCGGCUGCGCCAAGGUCCUGAUUUCUCAAGAAGUCCCCGUCCAGCGGGCCUUGAGAGGUUUGAAGCUUUUCGAUGGCGUGCAGACGCCAGUGUUCAUAUGAGAACCCUCGCCUUCUCCACGGAAGCUCGCAGUUCGGCUUGGCAGAACGUCUCGGCAGAUCGGCUUGGCAGAGGAGGAGCACAACAGAGUCGGUAGUUUUUCCGAGCGAUUCCCUGAUUGCUUGGCUCCUGCAACUCAUUUUUCUCCUGUCCAGUUCCUCCUCCUCCUCCUCGGUAUCAGUUCUUUUUUUUCUGUUCCCCUCGCCGUCGUUCGCAGCACUGCACUCGACAUGGCUUGCGGCGUGCUCGAAAUUGUGUAUUCCCCAACAGUAAUUACUUGCACUUGGGGGUUCUUAUUUCUUUUCUGAGGAACUUUUGCACCACAUGGAUUGCAAACAUGGACUGCGCCACACAGAGUGCACAACACAUAUUGCACCACACAGGUUGCACAACAUGUGCUACCAGAAACACGAUGUAUGGGGUCCACCGCUGGCUCAUACGGAGCGACAUUGGCCCGAUUCUUGGCAUUGGUGCGCUUUUUUCUCAGGCGGCACGGAAUGCUCGUGAAGCGUGCGAGGCCACGCUCGCAGAGUGGCGCGGUACACGAGAGAUCGGCGCCGUCUCGCGGGCCGGCCCAGGCAGGAUCUGCACUCGAUGCAUGACCGGCCGUCGCGACCUGGCGCCCCCCCCCAGUGAGGUUCUCGUGCGAGGUGCGCAGAUGCAGCUCAGUGCGAGAUGCACAAGUAUUGUGCUCUCCCUCUGGGGCGCCGCGCAGUUGUCUCGAGGCCUCUACUGGCAACUGCUUGACUGGAGUGAUGUGCAGCGCUCUGAAAGAUGUCAGGGGGUGUGAUCGAGGAUUCAUCUCUAAUGUCAACCAACGCUCUGGGUGAUGUACAGCGCUACCUCUUGUCAUCGCUAAUACGCCUGUUUCCAAAACCGACAGAUUCGGCUCCCACAAUGCAGACCCGUUCUCCCUCGGCCCCUCCCUCCUCUCCCCCCCCUCCUUCCUCUCUCUCUCUCUCUCUCGCUCUCUCUCUCUCCCUACCCCGCUGCGGGGCGCCUGGUUCGCAAACGAAUCUGACA
Prorocentrum cordatum is the source of this 2522-nucleotide messenger RNA. Lineage: Eukaryota; Dinophyceae; Prorocentrales; Prorocentraceae. The record is from the annotation of a GenBank genome assembly.